Acanthosepion pharaonis is the source of this 507-nucleotide messenger RNA. NCBI's taxonomy places the organism in Eukaryota, Metazoa, Mollusca, Cephalopoda, Sepiida, Sepiidae. The record is from the annotation of a GenBank genome assembly.
AUGACCUUUUCUAUCUCCACAAUAACCUUUUCUAUCUCCACAAUGACCUUUUCUAUCUCCACAAUGACCUUUUCUGUCUCCACAAUAACCUUUUCUGUCUCCACAAUGACCUUUUCUGUCUCCACAAUGACCUUUUCUAUCUCCACAAUGACCAUUUCUGUCUCUACAAUGACCUUUUCUAUCUCCACAAUUACCUUUUCUGUCUCCACAAUUACCUUUUCUAUCUCCACAAUUACCUUUUCUAUCUCCACAAUAAUUUUUUCUGUCUCCACAAUGACCUUUUCUAUCUCCACAAUAACCUUUUCUAUCUCCACAAUGACCUUUUCUAUCUCCACAAUGACCUUUUCUGUCUCCACAAUAACCUUUUCUGUCUCCACAAUGACCUUUUCUAUCUCCACAAUAACCUUUUCUGUCUCCACAAUGACCAUUUCUGUCUCCGCAAUGACCUUCUCUGUCUCCACAAUGGCCUUUUCUGUCUCUACAAUGACCUUUCUGUCUCCACAAUGA